AUGAGGGAGGCAUGCCUGCUCAGGCAUGUCCCGGUCGGCUUUGCGUUUCGCCCGGAGAGCCCUUCGUCGUCAUUGAGCAAAACUAGUGCUCGUCAGUCAGGGGAGCAAAUUUGCGCACACGCGUUUCAGGACAAGGUUGAGGAGCGAGACGGUGGCACACUCUAG
Chondrus crispus (carragheen) is the source of this 165-nucleotide messenger RNA. RefSeq lists its product as hypothetical. The record is from RefSeq and is a predicted model, not a curated record. Lineage: Eukaryota; Rhodophyta; Florideophyceae; Gigartinales; Gigartinaceae. The transcript has a single exon. The coding region runs from base 1 to 165 and encodes 54 amino acids.